Arabidopsis thaliana (thale cress) is the source of this 450-nucleotide messenger RNA. RefSeq names its product RNA-directed DNA polymerase (reverse transcriptase)-related family protein. The transcript is spliced from 2 exons. Bases 1 to 450 code for a protein of 149 amino acids. NCBI's taxonomy places the organism in Eukaryota, Viridiplantae, Streptophyta, Magnoliopsida, Brassicales, Brassicaceae. The record is from RefSeq and is marked reviewed.
AUGGCGGCUUGUUCCGGUAUUACCGCAAAAUUUUGGCACGAUGACUGGACGGGUCUUGGUCCCUUAAUCGACUUAACCGCCCCUCUUGGACCCCAAUUCACUGGUUUGUCUCUUGAUGUUGUGGUAAGAGACGUUGUUAUUGGUUAUACUUGGAGAUUCUCCACCUCUAGAAGCAAGAAUCAUAUCAUCAACAUGCUCAAAAACAUUCUACCAAACCCGGAGAACAUGAUUGAGAGUCAGCAUGAUGACUCUUAUCUUUGGAAGGCUGACCAUCAUGCUCCCUCAAACAUCUUCUCUGCUGCAAAGACUUGGUUAGCUCUCUAUACCUUUGCUGCCACAGUUCCUUGGAACAAAUCCGUCUGGUUUAAAGGUAACUUCCUGAAACAUGCCUUCAUUUCUUGGGUGGUGACGUGGAAUCGGCUUCAUACGCAUGACAAGUUGAGGAACUGA